AUGCCUUCCAAGUUCACCGAAAUACUUGACUCUGGGUUCCAGUCCACAUCUCCUCAGGAUGAUGUGCGACUCGAGGACAUCAUCGGUUGCGCCACCCUACCUCCUCGCGGCCGAACCUCUUCCGAGACCAGCUCAAGGAGCGCCAGUUCGUCGAGUAAUGAAGGGACGGAAGAAAAGAGUAGGAAGAGGUUGUCCCGGCUGUUAAUCGUCAAGCGGUGA
This is a messenger RNA of Capronia epimyces CBS 606.96, 219 nucleotides long. RefSeq lists its product as uncharacterized. The transcript has a single exon. NCBI's taxonomy places the organism in Eukaryota, Fungi, Ascomycota, Eurotiomycetes, Chaetothyriales, Herpotrichiellaceae. The record is from RefSeq and is a predicted model, not a curated record. The coding region runs from base 1 to 219 and encodes 72 amino acids.